Messenger RNA from Apaloderma vittatum (bar-tailed trogon), 2614 nucleotides. RefSeq names its product MMS22-like, DNA repair protein (gene MMS22L). The annotation marks the transcript as partial. NCBI's taxonomy places the organism in Eukaryota, Metazoa, Chordata, Aves, Trogoniformes, Trogonidae. Gene Ontology annotation, cellular component: nuclear replication fork. Gene Ontology annotation, biological process: replication fork processing; double-strand break repair via homologous recombination. The record is from RefSeq and is a predicted model, not a curated record. The transcript has 15 exons.
AAACAGAAGGAAUCCAAUUGGAAAUUCGUGGAAGAACUUCUUAAAAAAUCCACUGAUACUCAGACUGUUGUAUUAGAGGAGCACUUACGAAUGCAUCUUCAGUGCUCUUUGACUUUGUGUAGUUUCUGGGACUUGAACCUAUCUAUUGUCACCAUACUCUGGGAUUAUUACAGCAAGAACCUGAACAGUUGCUUUACUGUUCCUUGGCUUGGUCUGAAGGAUCUGGCAAAUAUUAGUAAAACUUCUUUGUCAAUGUUUGAGUUGGCGAAAAGUUGCUGUUGUGAACAGCAGAUCCCUGCCCUGUACAAGUCCAGCAACAGUUACUUCAUUUUUCUCAUCAUUCUGGCACGGAUGAUGAAGGAAGCAGAAAACGGCGGCGUCCAUCCUUGGAAACAAAUCAAAGGACGAAUUUAUUCCAAGUUCCAUCGGAGAAGAAUGCAGGAGCUGACAGAAGUGGGACUGCAGAACUUUUUUAACCUGUUCCUCAUGCUGGCCAUUGUUGCGGAGACAGAAGAUAUAGUGAGUCGAGUGUCAGAUCUUCUGGAUUUCCUGACUCCAUCCUCUGUCACUGUGUCUCAGAGAGCUCUUAUCUGGAGAGGUCAUUUUGCCUUCCUUUUGAUUUAUGUUGAAAAGAACAUGGAUAUUAGUGUCCUGGCUGAGAAACUCUCAAAUGCUUUCCAUGAGAAAGCAAAGGAGUUUUUAGUGACCAAAAAUGACUACGCACAGAAACGGAAUCUCUGGACUCUCCUUUCGACCUACAUUGAUGGUGUCCAAGAAGUGUUUGAGAUGAGCUGCUACCUGAGCCUUUCUGAGGAAAAGUUGCUAAAUGAUGGAUUUACUAUGCUGCUGCCUGCUUGUCGAGGAGCCGAACUGAGUAUGGUCUUAAACUUUCUUCAGGUUGUUCUAGCCAGACUUCGGAGUGUGCACAAACGUGUGAGCCAGGGACUUCAGCCGGGGAACGCGGCCGCAGAGGCGCAGCUUCCAUCGGCGGCUAAAGAGCACCACCUUGCUGUCGCCAACGCUCUCUGGAGAAAUUUUUUUCCCUACUUGAAGAGCCAGAGAAUGUCACAGAUGCCACCUUCCCCACAGCUCGCUGAUACAGCCGCAGGUUUUACUCUCUUAGCUUUGGAUAUGCCCAGCAAAGCCCUCUCAGAUCUCCAGCCACAGCCUGUCCUGUCAAUGAUGCAGCUGUUUGGAUGGGAUGACAUGGUGUGGCCUCAACUGGUGUCAAGAUAUCUAAGUCACCUAAUUGAAAACAGUGCACUCUGUGAGGCUUUCUCUAGUAUGGGAUACACAUCCUACGAAGCUUUGACGGUACGUUCUUGGUUUCGAUGCAUUUUGCAAAUGUUCAUAGAUCAACCGAGUGGCAUGCUGGCCAAGACAGAUGCUGAGCGAACAGUUGGGAAAGCCUAUAUGGAGCAGCUGACUGAACUGACAAGACUGAUUUUUAAACUCUCGGAAGUAGAAAACAUUCUUUCCAAGGCUCAUGGUGAAGAGUCAGUUCUCAAGCAAGACCCUAAAUAUGCUCUUGUCCAGUUCAUUAAGGCUGUUGGUAAAACUUACAGUGGCCUUCAGACUCUCCCUGAGAAAUCUGCCAUGGUAGCAAAGUCUCUGGAGUAUUUAGGUGAUGUAUUAAAGUAUGUAAAACCUUAUCUGAAGGCAAAAGGACCUCCAGAAGGUCUGCAGCUUACGUAUUGGAUCAUAGGAUGUCUAGUAAAGUUCUGGGCACCGAUACUGGCAACUUCCAAAGCGCAGCAACUCUUGUUCCGCAUCGUGGAUUGCUUACUGCUGCCGCACUCUGUGCUCCAGCAGGACAAAGAGCUGCCUGUGGCUCUGCUGUCUGCUAUUCAGGAAAGCCUGCCUCUUUAUCUUCAGGGCCUGUCCUUUAUAUGUUGUCAGUCUCAAACGCAGGGUGCAUAUUUAAAUCAACUGCUUGGGAGCAUAAUUCAACAGUAUUUUGGACGAUUUCUCCAUUCUUCUCCGACUGCGCUCGGAGCCAGACAGCAUCCUAUGCUGACUGCUUUGUGCAGUUCCAUUACAGCCCCACAGAUGCUCCAUUUACGGAAGACCACCCUACACAUCAUAAAUGAGAACUACCUGCACUUCAAAGGUAACGCUCCACCUCCUCGCUUGGCCUCCGUUCUUGCUUUCAUUCUUGAAGUACUUCAGCGAACGCAGAGCACUGAGCUCUGUGACGUUGACUUGGUUCUCCCGGCUGUGUUGAAAUGCAUGGUGUUGGUUAAUGAGCUGCAAGUUAAAAAAAUAUCUACAGACAUUGUACAGUACAUGGUAGAACACUGCCAAGCAGGGUCAGGAGGAGAACGUGCCACCCAGAUGACUUCCGUAUUUAGGCAGUUUAUCCAGGACUAUACCGCCGUGUAUGAUCACCGGGUUUUCAGCAUCCUAGAAGCAGUGGCAGUCUUGGAUCAGACAUUAGUUACCAGCCUGAUUCCCACAAUCACACAGUCUCUGAAGGAUUCGGAGCACAAACAAGGUCUUGGAAGAAAUGCUGCACAGAGAGAAGCCUAUAAGAGACUCUUAUCUUACCUCGCAGAGGCUGGACAAAAUGAGAUACAAAAACUGGAAAAUGAGACAGGUUAGCAGUGUGCUGGUG